ACUGAGUGCAACACUUCUCGGCUGUCGCGCGGGUUUUCUGGCGGCGAAGACAUUAGCGUCAAAAUGCUUACGAUUAGCGCUUCGGAGUAUUUUCAUCUCAAAGAAUGGGAGCGAAAGGCCAUUGAAUACGAGCAGAAGAUAAUGGAUCUGAACGAAGAGCUGAGGGGUGUGUUAAUGAAAGCCGUUGAGAUGAAUGAGGCCAAGAAAGUGGCCGAAGAACGGACCGAUUGGUACCGCAACGAACUCUACCACAUGUCUGAACAGUUUGAUUCGCAACGGCGCGGUUCGCACGCGUACUUCAAUCGCAACAAACCGUCGUUCUUCGCGGCCAACACUUCCAACGCAACCAAAGCUCAGAAAUCACUGCCAAAUACACACCAAUCAAAUUCCAUUCCCGACCAAAUCGGGCCAAAUAUCAGACCUAUUUAUCACAAUAAGAAAAGCAUACCAUUUGUUGAAUAUUAA
This is a messenger RNA of Medioppia subpectinata, 465 nucleotides long. The record is from the annotation of a GenBank genome assembly. Lineage: Eukaryota; Metazoa; Arthropoda; Arachnida; Sarcoptiformes; Oppiidae.